Messenger RNA from Exophiala mesophila, 3246 nucleotides. RefSeq lists its product as uncharacterized. The record is from RefSeq and is a predicted model, not a curated record. Gene Ontology annotation, cellular component: ribonucleoprotein complex. The coding region runs from base 466 to 2796 and encodes 776 amino acids. Gene Ontology annotation, molecular function: RNA binding. The transcript is spliced from 4 exons. Lineage: Eukaryota; Fungi; Ascomycota; Eurotiomycetes; Chaetothyriales; Herpotrichiellaceae.
CCUGCAUCAGACUGCAAAAGUGUUGCGGCAAACUACCUACUUUAUGCCAACUGUUUAAUUAUUUUAGACUGUCACAGCGCCUGAGUGCCUGCUGCUCCUGCCGCAGGCAAACUAAACCCACCAAGUUUCUCUUAGUUGGUUAGCCUGGCUUGACUUUUUUGGUCCCCGAUUCUCAUUUCUACCACUUUUCUCCUUCCACUAUCCAACAUCCACAUUUCCUCCAGCACACCAAUCUCUUCCUUGAGCAUUUCCCUGCUUCUCUGUUGCAGUCGAUUGCUCUCUUCCCCGUUCCCUCUCCGAAAAUACUCGUGUCCUCAAAAAAACGUGAAAACCCUCCGACGAAAAACCCCAGGCUGAGUCGCAGCUUGCUCGACUCUUCUUUAUUCAUAUAUCCUUCAACUCCACCUGUUCCGUUCCGGAUUCAGUAUUGAAAGAGAAGUAAAAGACAAAAAACAACCAUCCAUCAUGUCUGCCGCCGACGUUACCACCGCUCCCACUGCUGGUCAGAAUGGCUCCGCCGACGCACCUGCUCAAAAUGGUGGCCCAACCAUCAACACAAGCGUGGUGCAGGGCGAGGGUGCUGGCGAGAACGACGUUCAGACUCCUUUCUCGGCCGCUCCUUCCAGCUCGCAACACUCUGCCUCGCUCUAUGUUGGCGAACUCGAUCCUUCCGUCACCGAGGCCAUGCUCUUCGAGUUGUUCUCCUCCAUUGGCCAAGUCGCCUCCAUCCGUGUCUGCCGUGACGCCGUCACUCGUCGCUCCCUUGGCUACGCCUACGUCAACUACAACAAUACUGCUGACGGUGAGCGUGCUUUGGAGGAUCUGAACUACACCAGCAUCAAAGGUCGUCCUUGUCGCAUCAUGUGGUCUCAACGUGACCCUGCCCUGCGCAAGACUGGUCAGGGUAAUGUCUUUAUCAAGAAUCUCGACGCCGCUAUCGAUAACAAGGCUCUUCAUGAUACCUUUUCUCAAUUCGGUAACAUUCUUAGCUGCAAGGUCGCUCAAGACGAAUUGGGCAACUCCAAGGGCUACGGCUUUGUCCACUACGAAACCGCCGAGGCUGCAACCUCCGCCAUCAAAUCUGUCAAUGGCAUGUUGUUGAACGACAAGAAGGUCUUUGUCGGUCACCACAUCGCAAAGAGAGAUCGCCAGAGCAAGUUUGAGGAGAUGAAGGCCAACUUCACCAAUGUUUAUAUCAAGAACAUUGACGAGUCUGUCUCUGACGACGACUUUCAGAAACUGUUUGAAAAGUACGGUGACGUCGUCUCUGCUAGCAUCACUCGCGACGAUUCCGGCAAGAGUCGUGGAUUUGGCUUUGUCAAUUUCACCAGCCACGAGGCCGCCUCCCAGGCCGUGGAUGAGCUCAAUGAUAAGGAGUUCCAUGGUAAGAACUUGUAUGUUGGCCGUGCUCAGAAGAAGCAUGAACGUGAGGAGGAGCUGCGCAAGCAGUACGAGGCUGCUCGGCUCGAGAAAGCCUCCAAGUAUCAGGGUGUCAAUCUUUACGUGAAGAACUUGGCUGAUGACAUCGACGAUGACAAGCUCCGUGAUCUCUUCAAUUCAUAUGGUACAAUCACCUCGGCAAAGGUCAUGCGCGACAGUGUCGAGCGUAGCGAUUCACCCACCGAUGACAAGGAUAAGGAGAAUAAGAAGACCGAGACCCAGGAGUCCGAGGAAAAGAAAGAAGAGUCAUCAGACGCUGAAACCAAGGAUGCUGCCAAAGAAGAACCAAAAGAAACCAAGAAAUCUCAGAAGCUGUUUGGCAAGAGCAAGGGUUUCGGUUUCGUGUGCUUUAGCAACCCUGACGAGGCUUCCAAGGCUGUUUCUGAGAUGAAUCAGAAGAUGAUCAACGGCAAGCCGCUCUAUGUUGCCCUAGCCCAGCGCAAGGAUGUUCGCAAGAAUCAGCUAGAGGCUAGCAUCCAAGCUCGCAACACCAUUCGCCAACAGCAACAAGCCGCAGCUGCUGGUCUUCCCCAGGGCUACAUCCAACCCGCUGUCUUUUACGGCCCGGGACAGCAAUUCCUUCCUCCAGGUGCUCAACGUGGUGGCCUGCCUUUCGCAGGUCAACCUGGCUUCAUUCCUGGCAUGCAAGGUGGCGGACGUGGACAAUUUGCUGGUAUGCAACAACAAGGACGCGGUCUUCCCCAAGGCCAGCAGUUCCCUCCCCAGUUCGGUCUGCCUGGACAAAUGCCAUUCAUGCAAAAUCCCGCUCUCAUGAACGGCAUGUAUGGCAGCCCUCAAGCUAUGGCUCAAUUCCAACAGCAGCAGCAACUCGGCCGCGGUGCAGGUGGACGUGGUCAACCCCAAGGUGGACAAGGAUUCCCUCCUAACGUCCAAGGAAUCCCUGGUGGCGUUCGAGGAGCACCCAACUUCCCCCCAGGUGGUGGCCGUGGUGGCGUUCAAGCACUUCCCGGUGGCGCUGGUCGUCAGCCCCAACAGGGUGCUCGAGGACCCAACUACCCUGGUCGUGAAGAGGUGCCAUCGACGUCCAGUCUUAGCAACCUUGCAGCCCUCCCUCCCAGCCAACAAAAGCAAAUGCUGGGCGAAGCCAUCUAUCCCAAGAUCGCCGCCAUCCACCCUGAACUCGCUGGCAAGAUCACGGGCAUGCUCUUGGAGAUGGAUAAUUCGGAGCUCAUCACAUUGGUCGAUGAUGACGCUGCACUUCGUUCGAAGGUCGAUGAAGCACUCAGUGUGUAUGACGACUACAUGAAGACUCAGCCUACCACUACUGGAGGUCCCAACGGAAACAAGGAAGACGAAGCACCAAAGGCCGAGGGCACUGAGUCGACCAAUGCCUAAGAGAUGGUCACCAAAUUCCGAUCAGAUUGAAAACCGGUUGUAUUGAUUCUUAGGCCUGCAUGCGUACGGAAAAGUUUUUGAUCACCAUCGUUCCCUACAGAGUGUUCUUGAAUGAAUCUACUCUGGAGCUGUGCAGGACACGGAUGGAGGUCAUGCGGAGAACGGAGUACUCUCCUCGCGAUGGGAGGGGCAAGUUUCCAUGGGCUGGGAAAGCAGAACUCCCAGGUCAUCUUUUUUCCUUUUGUGUGUGUAUGAUAGACUGGGCGAUAUGAUUCUUGUUGCAUGUCCUAUGCCACAUGGGCAGGAGGGUAUGUAGUGUAGCUUUAUGGUCUUUGGGUCUUGUUCCUGCAAAUGGGAGAUCCAAGAUAUGAUUCCAGAUUACACAUCGACUUCGCUGCAUGGCCUUGGUAGAUUCCCCCUAAUGUCGAAUAACACCUUUAUUUCGUCUCG